Messenger RNA from Cinara cedri, 10528 nucleotides. Lineage: Eukaryota; Metazoa; Arthropoda; Insecta; Hemiptera; Aphididae. The record is from the annotation of a GenBank genome assembly.
AUGAUAACUCAAAUAUUAGUUUUCUCACCCUUGAUUAUGCUUUGUGUCUACCAAACAGAACAAACAUAUUUCUUACAAACAGAUUUUAUUAAUAAAAUCAAUGAAGAAGCUACAACGUGGAAGGUAACUUAUUCUUAAUAUUUGUAUUUUAUAUCACUACAAUAUAACUAUGUAUAAUAAGCUAUAGAAAAAAUCUGUAAGUUAUUAGGAAAGGACAUGAAACCAGAAUUUAUUUUCGGAUAGAGAGGGUAUUAUAGAUUUCAAAAAGUUGAUACUACUUACGGGUAGGCUACUGAUGUGAGUAAUUGGAAAGGUAGAUCUAUACUCUCAAAAUAUACAAGGUCAUUUUGUUUUACAUGCAACUAUAAAUCAUUACGAAAGAACCCAUAGGGGAAGGGGGAUACAAUAGAAGAAAAUGGGAAAAUGUAUAAAAUGUAGGUAUUAGUAAAUAAAUAUUACGGACUUUUUUUCAACAACUUUUUACCAGCAAUUUUGUUCCGAUUUACAAUUAUAACACUUUCUUAAAGGAAAUCUGACUAAGGUGGUACUUUAAGAAGGUGAUUUUUUGAUUUUUCCAAUAAAUGGGAGAAACCGAGAAAACAGGUAAAAUAUUAAACAAAUAUUAUUAAAGAAAAUGUUUAAUGCGUAUGAGUAGAUUAAAAUAGGGGGUUCUGCCUCAGGUUGCCCCAUAUAUAUCUAAUACAUGUCCACCCGAAUUGUCUACCUCUUCAUCGACAUAUAUUUUUCUUUUUCAUAUUUUCUACAUGUGCCACGUACUCUAUCUAGACCACACUUACCCAAAUAUUUUUUUCACAUAAUCGACUACUUACUAAAUACUUUCCUAUGUGAUGGGGCAUAAUAAAAGAAAUCUUAUCUUCGACUAUUAUGGGAACCCCUAUUUUAUCCUACUCGUAUGCAAUUAUUUUACCAUACUAUGACAUUAUGUAUUGUUGAUAAAGCAACAAUAUCAACCAAACUCCACUCAGAAUCGUUUUUUUCUUUAGUAAUGGUUAAUUGUUGUGUACAGAUGAAUAUUAAAUUUCCUCUACUACGUUCUCAACUUUUUUUCUUCUAGUUUUUCUUAUUAUUUUAAAAACCACUAAGAAAAUCAAAAAAUGACAUCCUAAAUGCAACAAUUAGAGCUAAAAUUCUACAAAAAAAAUCCUUCAUCGUCCUUCAUCCAUCAUUUGUGCGUCGUCCAGUGUUAUUUUUGUAUCAGUCUGCUCAAUAUUUUUUCUUUUAAGGAUAGUUUUUAUGAUUUUCUGUUUGAAAUAUGAAUUCGCGCGCCGCCAUGUAUUUCUGGAAUUUUUUGCUAUUACCGUCAUAAACGUAAGUUAUCGUAAUCUUAUGUUGGCUCAAAGGUCGUAACGUCCGCGCGUCGUCUAGUCGUUAUCUUAAUUGUGCGAUAAACCCUGCAUCGUGCUAUACGCACCAUAUACAAUGUGUGUUCAGUAAUUCCAUACUUUUCGACACAUAUACACAGUGUGCUAAGUUAUUACUAUUUUUUUUUCAAUAUGCCACCCAAAUUAGUUAAUCCUAAUAAUACUAAUACUACUUCUGUAUCUUGUAAUAUUGUCACAAGGUCUUCUUCGUCUUCUAAUCCUUCUAAUAGUGACAUAAUGGCAACUCUCCAAACUAUCCGUAAUGAGUUUUCAUCUGCAAAUAAAAACCUUUCGAACACCUAAACCUCUCAAAUUCAAGAAUUUAAAAAUGACCUUUAGCAACUAUCAACGCAAAUAAUUUAACUAAAGGCUGAAAAUAUAAAUUUACGUAGUGAAAUUGAAAUUCUAAAGAAUAAAGUUGCGUUUUCGGAUGAUACUAAUUCACCUAACAACCACUCUCAUGUACUUCAUGAAAGCUUUAUACGUGAAAGGUGCUCUGUAAAUGUAAUAGCUUAUGGUAUACCUGAGUUCUGUUUGUCUGAAUCAACUCACUGGAUUUCAGAUGACAGCUCCACCAUUCGCUCAUUACUUGAACCUCUUAGUAUUCAAAUUAAUGAUAACAUUAAAAUUAUACGUCUUGGUAAAGUUAGUCCUAACAAAACUCGUCCAAUUAAACUCCUCUGUGGAAGCAAGGAGUCUAUAAAUAAAUUGGUUUUUGACUUCAAAACUUCUCCAACAAGUUAAACUUAAUGGUUAUAUAUCAUCUAAAUGCAAAGUAACUUAUGGUGUCCCACAAGGUAGAUAUUUAUCCCCUUGGCUAUUUUUAAUAUUUUUAUUGGAUAUCGGUUCGUGUUUUAAAUCUUUUUAAUUUAAAUUCUUUGCCGAUGACCUUAAACUGUAUCAUAAUAUUUCCUGUGUAAAUGAUUGUUUGACUCUUCAAGAAGACUUGAAUAAACUUAUUGUUUGGUGUAUGGUAAAUAAAUUAAAGCUAAAUGUCUCUAAAUGUUUAAAAAUUACGUUUUGUCGUACGAAAAAUAUGAUCAACUUUAAUUAUUUAAUAAAUAACUUUAUAUUACCUAAUUUUAUUAUUAUUCGUGAACUUACAUUCCAAUCCGAUAAUUAUUUUUCAUUCAUAUUAAUCAAAUUUGUUCAAAAGCUCUAAAAAUUCAAGGAUUUUUAAUUAAAUCUACUUCAUGAUUUACUAAUAUUUAUUUUCUUAACAACCUUUAUUGUUUGUUAAUAUUUGAGUAUGGGUGUAUUGUAUGGUGCUCAUUCUGGACGUGCUAUAUUGAAAAAAUCAAAAAGAUAUAAAGAAGAUUUUUCGUUUUAUUUGUUUAAAAAAAAAAUAUUAAAUAAUGAUAUCCUCUCCUAGAACGUAUUUCCUUCAAUGUUCCUUAAUAUUAGUUGCUCUACAUUCAUUAUCAAAACCUACCAUACAAAUUAUGGAUAUAAUAAUCGCUUCGAAAGAAUUUUAAGGAUGGGAAAUGAAUCUGGGAAUCGAUUUCGUUCAUUUGUAAGUAUCCACCGUAUUUUUAUGAGUCAAUGGUUUUCCAAAUUCUUAUAUAUUAAAGCUUUUUAAUAACAAAAAUUAUUGUAAUUUAAUACUAUAGGAUGUAUGUCAUAUGUUAUUUGUAUUCUGUUAUGUUAUUAUAUAUGUAUUUAAUUCUGUACUGAAGCCCUCUUUGAUAUCAAAGCUAAUAAUGCUGAUGGGUGCACCCUACACUAUUUUAGGUAGGAAGUUGGAGAAAUAUGAUAUACCUAUAAAAUUAUGUAAUAAAUUACAAUUAUUAAAGUUAUAAAUAACUGUAAGUAACAAUAAACCAUUUCUAACGAAAUAUUAUUCUAAAUGAUGUUCAGUUAUAUAUAUUUUGAAAUUUAGUAAUUUUUAUGAUUUUCAUCAAAAUUUCAUUUUAAAACACAUAAAAAAAACUUUUUUUUAACUUUUUAACUUUAUUUUUUGAACGAUAAAGGCAACUUAUAAUGAGUUGCAUGUUUAAUUUUCAAUCAAUUCUGUUUGUUUAAACAAUUUUAUUCAUAUAUCAAAAAAAAAAAAAAAAAACUCGAAAAUGUAUAAUUUCUAUAAAAAACUCAACAAUUGUCAGAAUGAUUUGAAAAUUGUACUAUGUUUAGAAAAGACCAGUAGAAGUUUGCUUUAAAAUUUUCAGGUCUCUACCGACAUUUGUAACUUAAUUAUAAUCAAUAAACCAAAAUUUGAAAUAACAAAACCAUUAUUUGUGUUAACUUUUCUGUUUUUUUUUCGAACUAUUAAGAAAAAUACAUGGAAAAACUAAAAACUUACCAACUAGAUCUAAAAUGAAACAAAGAAGAUCUGUUGUCAUUUUUUCUUUUAUUUUGUUUUUUGAUUUUUCCCAAUUAUUAUUAUUACUACUUGGAAGAGCAAAAAUGUACUGUUUAAGUUCACCUACUAGAUACAAACUCCAACUCUGAGUAUUUGCGGUUGGAGUAAGUUUUCUGGUAGAAAAAUUGUUUACAAAUAAAAACAUACAUCAUAAAAUAAAAUAAAUACAUUCCUUACUACGCUCAGAAUCUAAAAUAAAAUCUUUCAGUAGCCAGUAGGUGUUAAUUUUAAUUAUAUAUGGUUUAGGCCGGUGUUAAUUUCAAUCCAAAAACAACAAAGGAGUAUAUAUUACACCUUUUAGGAUCAAAAGGAGUACAAUUGCCUAAUCUUUCUAAUUCUAAAUUGUACAAAACAAAUGAUGUUACUUAUGAAAAGCUCAUUAUUCCGAAAAAAUUUGACUCAAGAAAACAAUGGAGUCGGUGUACAACCAUUGGACGAAUCCGUGAUCAGGGACAUUGUGGAUCGUGCUGGGUAAUAUUGUAAAAACUAUUUACUUAAAAUAAAACUCUACCUAAUGUUAUUGUUUCUGUAGGCAUUCGCUACGAGCUCAGCAUUUGCGGAUCGUUUAUGUAUAGCAACAAAUGGAAAUUUUAAUGAACUAUUAUCUGCAGAUGAACUAACGUUUUGCUGUCAUCUGUGUGGUUUUGGAUGUAGAGGAGGUUACCCGAUUAGAGCUUGGAACUAUUUUCAUCGACAUGGUUUGGUUACCGGCGGGAAUUAUAAUACAACAGAAGUAAGUGAUAAUUUGAAAAAUGUUAAAUAAUGUUUAUUAUGUACAAUGUGUAUAUGCCAAGUGGUGAUUUUUAACUGUAAUAUAGUGAUUGUAUAAUAAUAUAUAUUAUAUAUUAUAUUAUAUUAUAUAUAUUAUAUUAUAUUAUACAUCAUAACCGUCAAAAACAUCAAUUAUUAUCAUUUAAAAUUCAUCAGUAAGAUUAAUAUAUUUAGGGUUGUGAACCAUACACAGUAUCACCUUGCCCGUAUGAUAAAUAUGGAAAUAAUACAUGUUAUGGAAAACCAAUAGAAAAAAACCAUAACUGUAAGAAAAUGUGUUACGGAGAUAAAACCAUUGAUUACAAAACAGAUCACAAGUAUAGUAUGAACCUGUAUUUAACUUGAAUAUGAACAAUUUUUUAUAUAUAUAUAUAUAUAUUGCAGGAUAUUAACUAAGCGUGCUCACUCCAUUUUUUUGGUUAAAUUUUGCAUAUUAUAAUCAAAUUCUGAUUUUUGGAAUUUUAAAGUGUAGUGGCCAAUAUUUUCGAAUAAUUAGAUUUUCUACAACAUUUAUGGAGUAUACUGUAGCGAUAGCAACUUUUAUUUUUCAAUCGAGAAUCUAUAUUAAAAAUGUUAUAAAUACAUGGAGGAUUGAGGUGAGUAAAUGGGGUAAGCACGCUUAGUGAAUUACCCUGUAUGUAUAUAGUUGCGAACCCAGGGGAAGGACUAAAGGGGCUACAGCCCCACGCCCAUUGACUGAAUUAAAUAAUAUUAAAAAAAAGAGCUGAUACUGGGGAGGGAUGUGGCCAUUGAGUUAGGUGGAUAGUUGGGAAGAUCUCAUACAUAUAGUUCAUACCUUUAGUUUAAAAUGUAUACAAUUUAUACUUGUAAACAACGAUUAAUCAUUGCUAACGAAAAACGAUUCUGAGUGGAGUUUGGUUAUACAUGUUUUAAAAGGCCGUAAUAUUUACGAUUUUCGUCAAAAUAUGAUAUUACAAUUCUUAUGAAAAAAAGACAAAUAUAACUCGCACGUGGGUGGGCCACAGUUGUAGGUUAGAAGUUGGGAAGGUAGAAGAGAUAGCUGAUGUUCAAUUUUAAUUAAUAUGUCUAGAAAAUGUAAAUAUAAGUUUUCUGCCUAAAUAUCGAGUCUCUACGAACAUAAUGUACUGAAUUACAACAAAAAAGAUGGGCUUACUUCGCAGGAUGAGUAGGAAGAUAGAAUAUAAAUUGGAAUUUAAUGUAUAUCUGUAUACAAUGAUUAAUGCUAACGUAAAUCGAUUCUGAGCGGAGUUCGUUUUUAAAUGUUUUAAAAGCCAUCUGUGCAAGAACCAGACAGCUGUAUUUUAGUAUAUUUUUCAGGAAUCAAUGUAUUAAUUUUUAAAAAUAGGAUUGAUUAAAAAAAUAUUAUAAACAUUACUUAUAAAUCUAUAAAACGAGCCUAAAUAUAUGAUGUAAAACAGAAGCCUUUACAUUUUUUAUUGAUAUCAUAUUUUAAUUAUUUAUUAUAAAAAUAUGGAGUUGUGUUAAUUUAUGCUCAGAAUUCCGUAGUUGACUUUUAUUUUUAUUAAUUAAAAUUAAUUCUGUUUUGAAAAAACUUUUUUAAAUAGCAUAAUACAUCAUAAUAUAUUUUAUUUAUUUAUUAAAUUAUUGCACAGGUGUAUCAAGUAUUGUUUAAUAAAAAUAAAUCAUAAAAAAUUUUAAAAAUUAAAAAUUAUGAAAAUAUUAUAUAACUGUUAGUUUAUACCUACACAGAAUGUCAAAUAUAUUUUUUUAAUAAUCAGGUAUUAAAAUUAUAAUUAAUUUAGUUUAAGAGAAUAUUUUUUAAAUAGCAUAAUACAAAAUAUUUAAAAAAAAUAUGUAAUUAAAUAAAAACCUGAGAGUAAAACUUGAAAAAUUAAAAGAUAUGAAAAAGGACAUUUUUUUAUACACAUAGGUAAUCAUUAGUACCCCAAUGCCGGGUUGCACCAACUAUUUAUACAGAAAUAAACUUGUUUAUUUGUAGUUAAACUAAAUUCUGUUGUACAAACCACGUUUUAAAUUUUAUCUAUUGAUAAAAAUGUAGUUUAUCAAGAGUUAAAUUAAAGGCCCAUUUAUCGCUGUGUAAAUAUUUAUCUAUAGUUAAAUUUCGUUAUCAAUGUUUUGCGUUAUUGUGGUGACUAGUAAUAAUCGAAAACAUUAGAUGAUAUUUUUGUAUUAUUAAAUCAUAUUAACUUCUAUAGCCGCUACUUAUUGAUAACUAGUAUUCUGGUAAUAACCUGAGUAUAAAAAUAUGAUUGAGUAACACUUAUAAAUUUAUGAUAAAACUUUAAUUUAUCAACUGUUAGUUUAUCAUCAUGUAAAUAUUUAAUACUAGAUAACUACGGGUUUGAUGCGACCGGGCAUAAACGUUCAAAUAAAAUAUUCUGAAAAACAGACUUACUUUUGGAAUACAGGUUAAAGAUAAUAAGUUAAGUUACAAUAAACGCGUCAUUCUUUACUUCCUAAGUUGAUAAUAAAAUACGUUUUAACUCAAACUACAACAUUAAUAUUUAGGAAAAUAAAAAAGUGAACUAGAAUGAAUUUUCAAAUAUUUUGUUAAAUGUAAAUAAUUGUAUUAAAUAUACAAUCGAAAUAUUUAUUUAGUUUUAAUAACUACUGAAAUCGGUAUUUUCUAACUACUUUGAUGGGAUGAUGCAACAUGCAUAUGAAAAACAAAAAUAAAAGGUCACUUUUUGUCGCAAUUUGGGUUACAAGGUCUAGCUUUCUUAAAUUACUUAAAUAAAUUUAUAAGUUUGUAUAAGCUUUAAUAUUAAUGAAACCAGAAAAAUAUAACCUAUUUAGGGAUACGCGAUAAACUAUAAUGAAUAUAUUGUUAUCUGUUUAAUAGCUAGAGAUUAUUAUUACCUUACAUAUACAAGUAUCCAAAAAGAUGUUUUGGUAUACGGACCGAUAGAGGCUUCAUUUAACGUUUAUGAUGAUUUUCUGAACUACAAGUCAGGUAAGUCACACAGGUUUUUUCUAUCCUAAAUUGAGUAAGUGUACAAGAUUUUGGUGUUUUUACUGUAUUAGGUAUACAAUGUAUAUACAGUAGAAUCUGCUUAAUUGGGACACCUUAUAAAGGGGACAACCGCUUAAUGGGGACAAAUUGGCAUAGUCCCGAACGAAUGUAUUCGUUUAAGGCAAUUUAACUUUGUUUAUCUUAGACAAACGAUAGGUUAUAAGGGACAAAAAUAAAAGCGUCUAAUUAGACAUUCUGACCUAAAUUAUCUAUCUACUUCUUAUCGAAACUGUAAUUAUCUAACCUUUAUAGCUCUAUUAUAUAGGUAAUCAUUUAUUUUUAUUCUACUACCACGAUAAGAGUCAACUAGCCUACGUACAAAAUUGAAAAACUUUAGUUCGCGUUUUUUCGUCUCUGCGUAUUAACGUAUGUGUGUUUUUAUUGAUCUCAGUUUGUGUUAAUACGUAACAAUUAUGUCUCGUAAAGAUUUAACGUUGAUUGAAAAAAUGUCUAAUGAAAUAUCAUCAAUAACUUGGGGACGUUCACUGUCUGCAUUCAAUAUAAAAAUAUAAAGUACAAAGUAAAGUAUUUGUAAUUAAAAACCUAGAAAAUGUGUCAUGUUGUUUUUGAGAGAUUAGAGCUCAUCAAGUGGCUCCAUAAAGUGAAAAUGAGGAAGAAAUAGAACUGAAGUAUUCUAAGCUUUUUAAAGGUCUUGGCUCAUGAAUACUGAAACGUAUGUUAUCAAAAUAAAAUAGGACGUACAACCAUUUGUAUUAAGUGCACCCAGGCAAGUACCUUUACCAUUAAUAAACAAAGUAAAACAAGAGCUGCAGGUAAUGAAAGAAAAACAAGUGAUUGUUCUGGUAAUUAAACCAACACAGUGAUGUGCCCUAAAUGGAUGUUAUUCUUAUAUAUAGAACCUCUAUCAAAAAACAUGAGCGAUUAGAAGAUUACUCAAAGGUUAAUCUUUAGAUCCGAAAUUGGAAGAAAUUAGUAAACAAAAAUAAAGAGAUUACCAACAGAACUUUUUCCUUACUGGGACCAUAGAUUUGAAACCUCUAUUACAAAAAUAAUUUAAUGUUGAUUGGACUGACUAUAAUAGUUCCAUUAAAAAUGUAAAAAGAAGUAUUAAACAAAAUCCAUGAAGGUCAUCAGAGGAUAAAAAAAUGUAGGGCUAAAGCAAGUCAAUUAGUAUGGUGGCCUAAAAUGUCUCAACAUAUCCAACAGACAGUAAGGAUGUGCCAUAAGUGUAUAGGUAAGUGACAAAACAGAAAUAAACCAUUGAUUACAUCACAUUUUCCGGAGGGACCCUGGCAAGUAGUAGCUAUAGAUUUGUUUAAACUAAAUGGUAACUGGUACUUAUUAAUAUCUGAUUAUUAUUCUGUAGAGAUGUUAAAACUAAAUUGCUUAAUAGCUGAAAACGUUAUUAAACAUCCUAAGUAUAUUUUUGCAAGACAUGAUUGCCCAGAGAUUGUUAGAACAGAUUUUGGACCACAGUUUCAGGUACUAAAUGGGUUUUCACACAUUUUUAUUAAAUUUGCUAAAAACUAUGGGCUUCAACACAUUACAUCAAGCUCAAAAAAUUCACAAAGUAACAGAUUUAAAGAAGCAGCAGUAAAAAUAGUAAAAAUGACAUUAAAGAAGUCAAGCAAUCCAUACUUAGCACUAUUGAAUUACCUGUUUAAUGGUUUCAGUCCAGCCAAACUACUGAUGGGAAGAAAACUUAAAAGUAUGGUACCUACGAUACCAGAGAAUUUGGAACUAUUUACACCAAAUAAGAACCAAGUAGUUUAACAAGAAAAAGAAGGAAGGCCACAAUGGAGAAGAAUUAUAAUAGACAUUAUGGAGUGAGAGAGUUGCCAGAACUCAACAUUGUAAUACAUGUAUGGGUAAUGGAUUCGAAGGGGAGAGCUGUUGUCAAAGAAAUAGCAGAUACAUCUAGAUCAUAUACAGUUAAAAAUGAGAAAGGUAGCAUAAUUAGGAGAAAUAGAAAAAACCUUAUUAUUAUAAAGAAUACAGAAGAUGACCAAGAGACAGAGUAAAGUAUAAAUGGUAAAGAGGAAAUUGUUGAUAUUCCAACAGCUGAACCACAAAAAAGGAAUUUAAGAAACUAAUAGGCCCAGACAGGCUCAAUUUGUAAAUAAUUACAUUAUUAAAAAAAAACGUAUUUAUUGUCUAUUUUAUUUAUUUAUACCUAUGUAAUAGUUGUUAACUUUCACUAUAGAGGAGAUAUUGAGGUUAAGUUAACAUUAAUUAUGUUAUCAUAUAUCUCUUAUCUUAAAAGUUAUACUAAUAAAGUAUUGUAACAGGUUAGUUAUUAUAAUUUAAUUAUUAAUUCAACGUCUAUUAUAAUUAAUACAUCAAAAACAUAUGCCGUACAAUUUUAAAAUAAAGGAAUUUGUGUUUUCAUAUUUCGUAUUUUUCAAUUAUUGUGAAAUUCACUAAGAGAAUUAAAAAACAAAUUACUUACUCAUUAAUUAGAUCCAAAAUUCAAUAAAAAAAGGUCUCUCUUGGUAUUUAGCAAUAUUUCUGAUAGGAAACAUAGUUGCAAAUAUUUUGAAAUCAAUAAAAUCGAUAACACCGCACUUCGUAAAUAUUUGCCGUUUUAUCUAUAAUUGUCUUUACAAUUAUUCCUAAUUAUUUUAAAAACCCCUUAGAAUAUUAAAAAAAUGACUUUUCUAAUGCAAUAACUAGAUAAAAUUAUCUAUAUAUAAAAAAAUUAAUUUUAUUUUUAAAAAGUAGUUUAUAGACAGAAAAAAAAUGCAUAUAUCAUAAUAAAACCAAUAGAUCCCUUGCCGAAUAUAAAAAUAACUAUUAGUCGUAUCUCUCAUAAUUUACACCUAUGGCUAUAUAUUAGGUAAUAAUAUUUAAUAUUUAUCACUUUCAGGUAUUUAUGUAAAAACUGAAAAUGCAACAUAUUUAGGAGGUCAUGCUGUAAAAUUGAUUGGAUGGGGAGAAGAUAAAGGAAUACCGUACUGGUUGAUGGUCAACUCGUGGAAUGAAGAUUGGGGAGAAAAAGGGCUAUUCAAAAUUCGGCGCGGCACAAAUGAAUGUGGAAUUGAUAAUUCAACUACUGGUGGGGUACCAGUUGUUUUCUAA